Guillardia theta CCMP2712 is the source of this 480-nucleotide messenger RNA. RefSeq lists its product as hypothetical. The coding region runs from base 1 to 480 and encodes 159 amino acids. The transcript has a single exon. The record is from RefSeq and is a predicted model, not a curated record. NCBI's taxonomy places the organism in Eukaryota, Cryptophyceae, Pyrenomonadales, Geminigeraceae.
AUGUCUGCACUCUCUCGCCCCUCCGCCGGCAUUCCACAACAAGACCUCGUCUCCGAUCCUGUUCCUGAGCAAGAUAUCGUCGACAGCCUCUCUUGGCAGCACGUCCUCUUCCCUGAUGGACACCUCGCAUCCCGGGCCUCCAGCUUCGCAUCGCUCAAGUCGUUGGUGGAGAGCAGCUCGGAGGAAGAGGAGGAUUAUCAAGGUCAAGACGAUCUGGCUGAUGAAGGGGCGGCGGAGGGUGGAGGAUCCCGCGGCCCGAGAGGAGCAGGAGGACAAUCGAUGUUGGACAUCAGCUGUGAUGACAGCACGACAGAGAUCUCUGCCCGGGGCGAGGAGAUCUGGAUAUCGCUUCCGAGGGAAGUGAGGUUGGAAGGAAGGCGACGAAGCCAGGUGGUGAAGGCUGAAGGGAAGGAGGGGAUGCUGCUGGGGAGUCUGAGGGAUGCCAUGAAGAAAAGAGGCGUUAUCUUGAAGAACGAGUGA